Molecule: messenger RNA, 580 nt
Organism: Mycetomoellerius zeteki
Lineage: Eukaryota; Metazoa; Arthropoda; Insecta; Hymenoptera; Formicidae
Product: probable phospholipid-transporting ATPase IF
Exons: 3
Biological process (GO): phospholipid translocation
Cellular component (GO): endoplasmic reticulum; plasma membrane
Molecular function (GO): ATPase-coupled intramembrane lipid carrier activity; nucleotide binding
Source: RefSeq, a predicted model, not a curated record
UGGGACUUGGAUAUGUAUGACAAGGAUAACAAUCAGCCGGCCGUCGCCAAUUCGUCAGACUUGAACGAAGAACUCGGCCAGGUUGAAUAUCUGUUUACCGACAAGACUGGCACGCUCACUGAAAAUUUGAUGGUGUUCAGGCGUUGCUCAGUUAACGGCAACUUGUAUAUGGAAAAAGAUUGCGACGGAAAUCUUCACUUAUUGCCACCAAACGGAAACGAGACAGAGGCCAUCAAAAUGUCAUCGUGGGAGGGUGACAUUUGGCAUUUCAUGAUAAGCAUAUCGUUAUGCCACUUGGUCCAAAUCGCGCCGCCGAGUCGACGUCCCGAGGUCGUAACCAGACGUACUCUGUUCCGUGAGAGUUUCAGAUUGAAAAAAGUCACGAGGGUCAACAGCUCGUUGAUGAUGCAUCCGGACCUGCCGGAAUAUCAGGCGGCGUCGGCAGACGAAAAGGCGUUGGUGGAGGCGAGUGCCAGAUGCGGCGUUGUUUUACAAAAGAAUACUAACGAGGAAAUGCACAUCAAGACCGACAACAGUAAUCUGAUCUUCCAGAAAUUAGAAAUACUAGAGUUCAGCUCUG